CUACACGGACACAAGAGACACAUAGGUGAAGAGCCCCGAAGGUUUUUGUUGUGAAAUUUAAACAGCCGACCCGUUUUGCCUCGGCCAGCUGUGACAGUGUGUGUGUGUCUGUGCCGGUGACUGACCAGUGAGCCCGUCGUUUCGCUAAGUUUAUCUUAAAACGCCGAGAAGGUGGGAAUUAAUAAAGAUCUACCAGAGAGCCCUCAUUUGCAGUUCAUCGGCUUUGACAAGAUACUUGGAUUUUAAUUGCUGAGCUGGUCCUUUCCAGGUUGAGUUGAGCUGGGUUCUUGCAUGGUUGCAAUGCAGACUGUCUUCUAGAGACUACCAGCCACUGUGAAGCUCUGCUACUCCAGUCCAUCAGUCUACACCGCUGUAACAGUAGACACCCCGGGUGUCUGUGAUGUCCUUUCUCCUCUCCUCUCUGUGGGCAUAAUGCUGACCUUCAUCUGAGCCCCUCGCCACUCCAUCAAGUCCCACACCCCUCCUGUCCCUUCCUUCUGUCCCCAUAACCCCUUGCUGGCUCCAUCAUGACCAGUUUGAAGCGCUCCCAGACAGAGCGCUCAGUUGGGGGCACAGUUGCUGCCUCCGAUGAGUUCUACACCCGCCGCCUUCGGCUGCCCAAUGGAGGGGCCCCACCACCCCGAAGCGAGAGUGCCCACAUCUCCUCAUCAUCCACCACAGGCACCAACCCUGGUGUCCCCAAGAUGGGGGUCCGUGCCCGUGUGGCUGACUGGCCCCCGCGGAAAGAUGGGGGUGGAGGAGGUGUCUGGCAUAUUACCGUGGAAACAGACUCCCCCAGCUCCACCAACACUAGUUCUUCAGGAUCAGGAAGUGGAGAAAGAGAAAGGGUUGGAGGAGGAGGUGGUAGUGGAGGAGGAGGAGGUGGCGGAGGAGGAGGAGGGGUGUCGGCUGUCACGGCGCAUAGUAAUCUUUCAGCCAAGCUAGGCCACCUGAUUAGUCCUCAGGACUCUUCCAUGCUGCGCAACAUCCACAACACCCUGAAGAACAAGAUGCAGAGCAAGGGAAAGGACAAUCGCUUCCUGUCACCAGAUGGCUAUCUGGGCUCACCUCGCAAAGGCAUGAGGCGCAUUCGCCAGCGCAGUAAUAGCGAUAUAACCAUCAGUGAACUAGAUGGCGAUGGCAGUGAAGGCUGGUCUUUUUCCGGGUGGACACCAAUGCACCGUGAGUAUGGCAGUACCUCAUCAAUAGAUAAACAUGGGGUAUCAGGAGAGAGCUUCUUUGACAUGCUUAAGGGCUACCAGUCCUCUGAGGCACCUGAUCAGCGAAGUCCGGCUCCAGAAAGGCUGGGUGAGCUCCUUACUGUGGCCCCCAUCAAACAGGCUGCCCUAGACUUGCCUGAUGGGCCUCUGGGUUUGUCCAGAGGCAGCCCUGCCAGCCGCUUAAAGGAGCGAGAGAAGCAUUUGAAGAGGAGAUCAAAAUCUGAGACAGGUGGAGAGUCAAUAUUUCGCAAGUUGCGUAGUGUGAAGGUGGAGGGUGAUUCCUCCCGAGCUGGCUCAGAUGCAGAAGAUGGUGGAAAAGGAGAUGAGAGUGGCCCCCCUCCCAAACCCUGGGUAUGCCAAAAAGGUUUUGCCCACUUUGAUGUCCAGUCUCUUCUCUUUGACCUCAAUGAGGUUGUCCAGAGUCGACAGUCAGGCGGCAAACGCAAGAACACAACUACCGGUGCCUCUGCUGCAGCUGCUGCCUCCGCUUCGGCCUCUUCCUCACUCUCCUCCAAUCAGAGUGGAGUGUAUGGUUCACCUUGUGGCUCACAAGAGGAGCUGAGCACAAAGGAGGGGACAGGAGGAGGACACACUACCAACCCUGCCCUGGACCCGGGUGAUGACAAGAGCAAUGACCUGGUCCUGAGCUGCCCGUGUUUCAGGAACGAGAUUGGUGGAGAGGGUGAGAGAACCAUCUGUCCCUCUAAACAGCAGGGCAGCAUUGGUAGUGGUGGGAGCUCAGGCAGUUCUUCAGGCAGUACAGACGAAAGUCCACUGGAGGCUACCCUUACUACCCACUUCACCAACGCUGGCGUGGCUGUGUUGGAGGCUCCUAAAGAUGGGCAGGGCCAGCAUGCUGACAGGGCCAAGCGAUACAUUGUAGAACAUGUUGAUCUUGGGGCCUAUUACUACCGCAAGUACUUUUACCUUAGAGAGCACUGGAACUACUUGGGAGUGGAUGAGAACCUGGGCCCAGUGGCAGUGAGUCUGAGAAGGGAGAAGUUGGAGGAGCACAAGGAACAUGGGCAGCAGUACAACUACAGGGUCAUCUUCAGAACUAGUGAGUUGAACACCCUGCGCGGGUCCAUCCUUGAGGAUGCAGUUCCCUCCACCUCCAAGCAUGGUCUGGCUCGAGGCUUGCCCCUCAAAGAGGUACUGGAAUACCUGGUGCCUGAGCUCAAUGCCCACUGCCUGCGCCUGGCACUCAACACACCGAAAGUGACGGAGCAGCUGAUGAAGCUGGACGAGCAAGGCCUGAGUUUCCAGCUGAAGGUAGGGGUGAUGUACUGCAUGGCGGGCCAGAGCAGCGAGGAGGAGAUGUACAACAAUGAAUCAGCUGGUCCUGCCUUGGAAGAGUUCCUCCAUCUGUUGGGAGAGAGGGUCAGGCUCAAAGGCUUCACCAAGUACCGUGCUCAGCUGGACACCAAGACCGACUCAACGGGCACCCACUCCCUCUACACCACUUACAAGGAUUAUGAGAUCAUGUUCCAUGUGUCCACCCUGCUGCCCUACACGCCCAACAACAAACAACAGUUACUGCGGAAGCGGCACAUAGGGAAUGAUAUCGUGACCAUCGUUUUCCAGGAACCUGGGGCACUGCCUUUCACCCCCAAGAACAUUCGCUCCCAUUUCCAGCAUGUCUUUGUGGUGGUGCGCACACACAACCCCUGCUCGGACAAUACCUCUUACAGUGUGGCGGUCACCCGUUCCAAAGACAUGCCGUCCUUUGGCCCCCCUAUCCCAGAGGGCAUGACGUUCCCCAAGUCCUCUGUGUUCCGGGACUUCUUGCUGGCCAAGGUCAUCAACGCUGAGAACGCUGCACACAAGUCGCAUAAGUUUCGUGCCAUGGCCACACGAACACGCCAGGAAUACCUACGUGACCUGGCUGAGCGCCACACAACCAGCACGCCCAUUGACCCCUCUGGUAAAUUCCCCUUCAUUUCACUGGCCCACAAGAAAAAAGAGAAAAGCCGACCAUACGCAACGGCUGAGCUACGCAGCCUGGGGGCCAUCACCUGGGCUGUGCAUGCUGAGGACCAUGGAACUGGAGGGGAACUGGAGGCCCUGUUGGCCAUCUCCAAUGACUUCCUCAUCCUGUUGGACCAGGAGGCCAAGGCUGUGGUGUUCAACUGUGCCACCAAGGAUGUGAUUGGCUGGACACUGAGCAGCCCAGCUUCUAUGCGCAUUUUCUACGAGCGGGGAGAGAGCGUGUCUCUGCGGAGUGUCAGCAAUAACACAGAAGAUUUCAAAGAGGUGGUCAAACGCCUGGAGCUUCUGACUAAGGGCUGUGAAACAUCAGAGAUGACACUUCGCCGUAAUGGCCUGGGUCAGCUGGGCUUCCAUGUCAACUAUGAGGGCAUCGUGGCUGAGGUGGAGCCCUACGGUUACGCCUGGCAGGCGGGCCUGCGACAGGGGAGCCGGUUGGUGGAGAUCUGCAAGGUUGCCGUGGCAACACUCACUCAUGAGCAGAUGAUCGACCUGCUGAGGACCUCGGUGACGGUGCGCGUGGUUAUCAUCCCGCCACAUGACGAUGCCACACCACGCAGGGGCUGUUCAGAGCUUUACCGCAUGCCUGUAGUGGAAUACAAGGGCAGCAGUGGCGAUGGCGGCUCCUUUGAGUACAAGUUCCCCUUCCGCAGCAACAACAACAAAUGGCAGAGAACGUCCAGCAGCCCCCAGCAGUCUCUGACUGCCUCACCGCAGCCCCAUACCCCCAACAGGGCUGUCAGCCUGGGUAGCUCGGUGGGCAAGACCCUGUCGGCUGAGAGGCUGGAGAGGGGCGCCGUCAUCCCACGCAGUGUCAGCAGCGACGGCCGGCCCCUGGAUAGUAAGAGGAUGUCCCCGGGCAGUGAGAGCUAUAGCCUGGCCUCCUCCCUGGCGUUAGGUCGUUCCCCUCACAACCGCAGUUCUCCCAGCAACCUGUCCUGCUCCAGCGAAGCCUCCGCAGGCUCCGCCCACUGGAGACAGAAGUCCAUGCCUGAACAAUUUGCAAGCAACCGUCACUCUCCAAUGUCCUCGGAGAGACAGGUGGUUGGAGAAGGUGGGUCAAGCGGCAAGUCCACUCCCAAUUGGUCAAGAAUGGAGGAAGGGGGAGGAGUGGAACGAGGUUCAACAGAAGCCCCAGUCUCCAAGUCUGGUCCAGGCUACUCUGGAGCUCCCCGCAUCCAAAGGCAGGAGCAGGUCAUCCACCUGUCCCCCAAGAAGGGCAGUCAGUCUGAUGGCCCUUACUCUGGUCACUCUAGCAGUAACACUUUAUCCAGCACAGCCUCCAGUGGGGGCCACAGUGAUAGUGACAAGUGGUAUGAGCUGGGGGCUGGUGGAGGGUCCAGCGGAGACCAGGCUGAGACAGAGCCUAAUGGCCUGGGAGGAGGAGGCUACCUGCAGGGAGCCUCGGCCGACAGCGGCAUCGACACAAGCUCUUAUGGAGCUUCUCACCACGCCCACCCCCAAUCUCACCAUGGCAGCUCCAGCUCCCUACUGGCUCCCAGUGGAGGGAGAGAAGGCAGGGAACGGACGUCAUCGCCCUGGCACAGCCCCACAGAGGGGGGGCGCAGGAUGCUGGAGAGGUCACCUGCUGCUGCUGAGUCGCCAGGACCUCCAGGAGAAAGAAGUAUGGAUGGGACAGGACGGAGCCCACCUACUCACCUCCUGGUUAGAGACAGCAGCACUUACAGUCUGAGUGAUGGUGGAUCACACUCCAGGCACUCAGGCCACAGCUCCCCCAGAGAGGAAUCCUCUUCUUCAGCAACAUCCCCUUCAUCCCAGUCCUCUGUAUCUCCGGGGCCCAAGAGCUUCUACCCCCGCCAGGGAGCUCAGUCCAAGUACCUGAUUGGCUGGAGGAAGCCUGGUUCCACCAUCAAUUCUGUGGACUUUGGAGACACACGCAAGAAAUCCCCAGGAGAGAGUGGAGUGGAGGUUGUUCCAACCCCGGCAGCUAGGCCUUCUCUAAGGGAUAUGCACUCCCCUCAGCCCCAUGCCAAGUCCACCAUGGAGGAAGAUAUAAAGAGGCACAAUGCCCCAGACAGCCCCCAACCAACACGCAGACACAAGGACAAGUCUCAGUCUCCAUCAAGUCAGCCUCCCAGCCAUCGUCGUUCGCUCCAUCGCACCCUGUCGGACGAGAGUAUCUACCGUGGCCAGAGGCUUCCUUCCUUGAGUGACACGGUGCCUGAACCAACACUUGGCUCCGACGUUCUCUUCAGCUGCUCCACCGUGCCGCGCUCACCAACCACCCGUGGCGUGCCCCUCCGGCGGCCCUCAUAUAAGCUGGGUGUCAAGCUCCAUGGUGACCUGUCUGCAUCUGACACGUCACUGGUGGAGCUGAUGGAGCGUCACCGUGGACCGAUUCCUCAGGAGCUGAUGCCCCUUCCAUCUUCAGACAGGGACAGCCCUCUGGAGUGGACACACCUGGUGGAUGUGGCCAACACCUUUGAAAUCCAGAGAACCUAUGUAUUUGGGGAUUCAAAUCACCGAAGCAGCGGCGCCUCCAGUCCCCAGCAGCCUCACAUAGAGCUACAGCCUGCUCCACUGUCCAGGCCUUCAUCGAGUGAGGGUCACAUAGGGUUGGAGAGGAAAGUCACUAAGCUGGAGGCCAUGGUGAAAAUGCUCCAGGAGGACCUGAAGAAGGAGCGAGAAGAGAAGGUGCGCCUUCAGGCUCAGAUCAAGAGGCUGUGGGAGGACAACCAGAGACUGCAGGAGGAGUCCCAGACCUCAGCCGCCAAGCUCAAGAAGUUCACUGACCAUCCUUCACCACACAACAGCCUACCGUCCCCUCUACUAAAGCAGCGGACAUCUUCAGGCUUUGGCAGGACAGAAAGAAAGAGAGGACUCUACUCUUCAUCUCACUAUCUCAAGGAAUGCCGAGCGCAAACUGAUAAUAAAUGACAGACAUUUUUGGAAGGGAAAGGGCAAGAGGUGGACUUUUUUCCAGAUUAAUUUAUUUCCUUGUAUUAUAAUUCCAAUAAAUAAGUUGUUCUAUUCGUACAGUACAACUGACAUCAGUGUUUAGUUAAUCUAGAAAGGGUCACUUGCUAUAUUAUUUAAAUGGCUUUCUUUCUUCAUUCUGGCUAAAGCCUGAUUAUAUGGUUUUUAUUCUGUAUUAUCUUGUAUUUUGUGGUGCUCAAGCCUGCUGUUGUGUUGCUUUCAGUGCCCUCUAGUGGUGACAAGUGGAAAUGUCAUGCUUCUUUAUUAAUGUGCUGCCACUCUGUAUUUUCCAAUGCCUCUUUAACAAUCAGUCAGACACCGACCGGGAGGCCAGCUUAGGGACUCCAAAAGGAAGGAUAUCAGAAGCCUACUUUGUGAGACAAUCUUGUUUUUUGAUAAGGGAACAGACCAUAGGGCAGAUUCUGUGUGUGUGUGUGUGUGUGUGUGUGUGUGUGUGUGUGUGUGUGUGUGUGUGUGUGUGUGUGUGUCUGUGGUCUGUACAUAAAUCAUAACAUCCAGGUUUUUCCAACCUCGGGGUCACAGUCUUAGUUGGGAAAUGUAGAUUCCUCUAAAAAGUUCCUAGUCCAACUAAAAUGACUUUUAUCGUUGGUUUGAUGAUAAACUUAAGCCAAGAUGGAGCUGCCCAUAGCAGUGUGUGAGUUGUGUUUGUGUGAAUGUGCAUCAGUCUAUCCAGCCGUGCCUACAGUCACUUACUGCGGUCACUUAUUGCUAGGCAGAGCGGGGAUGUGCCUUUGAAACAGCACCUGGGGAGCAGAUGAAAGAAACAGGCUCUUCUUUAAGCUGAAGAAACACCUGGUAUUACACACCCACACACUCACCUACAUACACAUAUGAUUUUUAAACAAGUUUAUACUGCCCUCCCCCAGCUGUAGACUCUGCCUCAGUAAUGUUUUCCCAGAGAAGCCCCUGCCAGGCUUCUGUGUUAUGACGAGCCAUCUGCCUUUCCCUGGUUCAGAUGGGCAUUUUUACUAAACCCAAACAGGCUAGGCAGCCUCCAGAUACAGGGAACAGUGUGUGGUGUGCAGAGUAUUUGUAAAUGUGUGUGUGUUUGUAUGCGUGUGCAUGCGCACACGCCUUUGCCUUCAGGUACAUGUACAAGAAUAUUUUUCCGACCAGCUGGCCCUUGUAAGAGUUUAUUGAAAAACAAUUUCCCCCAGAUCACAAAGCUACACACCAGUGCAAGUAGGAGCUACAAAGCUAUCUCUCAACCAGGUGCCUAACACUGAAAUCGGAGUGCCGAGGUCAAUUCAGGUGACAAAGAUCAACAUGUAAAUUUAAACUACACUUCAAGAUAUUGGCAUACGCCUUUAUUCCGCGUCUUUUACCAUCAAAAAGAUGUAAGAAUGCCUUGAUGGCAAAACAUUUUCCCUUGUUUUAGUUUUUAAAAGUAAAUCCACUACCUGAAUUGAUGGAAUUAUAAAUGACUUCACCCCAGCCUUGCGGCACAGCACAGUGAUCAUAUCAGGGAACGAAAGCACAGUGAGGGCACCCGGUCCGAAUGUAAAAGAAUAAAUAAAUAAAUAAAUAAAUAAAAAAUAGAAGAAAAAAAUACAGAGGUCUAAAGAAAUGUGAUGUUUACUAUAAGAUGAGUGAACUCUUAAAAAGGUUUUUUAAGUGUUGGUUCUGUUUUAAGAAUCUCCUGUACUCACAGCACAUCAAGUCUGUAUGGAUGGUAACUACAUCUGUGGCAGUCAAUAGCUAAAGUAUUGGCUUGGUGAAGUAAGUUGGUUGUUUGACUGUGGUUUAACAAGCAGGCCAGUGAUGACCCAUGCUCAACAGCUUACAGUCUGCUCUUUUCACUCAUUCAAGUCUUGAUAUCAAGUCCACAUUUCAGAUGACAGUGGCAAAAAGGACUAACUUCAGCUCACUGCUCCAGAAGAAACACAGUGUUGACUGUAAUGGUAUGCUAUACUCACUGUUUUCCCAUCUAAAAUCCAUAACUACAUUGGGAAUAUGAACAAAUUAUUAAAAAAUAAAUAAUGAUUGGUGAUUCAUCCUGGAUGGAAACGGGAUUUUUGUACAUUUAAUACGGUAUGGGCCAAUUACCAAUUUUGUAAAAUGCAGAUGUUUUGCUCACAUCUUUGAAGGUGUGCAUCAAGUUGUAUGUUAAAUAAUGUAUUGCUGUCAGCCAUAACACAUACAUACAUACACAUGCAGUCAUCUUCACACCAGGCCAGUUCCUCAGUUCUUAAUGUUCAGUCAUGUUACAGUGCAUCCUCUUGUUUUCUUCAUUUUUUUUUCUUUGUUGCUUUUAUGCUUUUCAGAAGGACAGAUGUGGGAAAUGUGAAUGUUCAGAUGUUCAGAUGUUCCAUUUUGUAAUAUGUUAAUUUUUUUUUUUUUAUUAUUACAACCUUUGCACAGUGUUUUUGUAUUAAGGAUUGUGUUUACAGGUUUUGGAUAAAAGGUGUGAAUUACUCCAUUCCUGUGCAAUUUUGCCCAAAUGUACCUUUUUUCUCCAUUGUUUUCCUGCCAGUGUUCUUGAUGGAGUGAUUUUUACAGAGGAAAGCGCUGGAACUUGUUCACUCUACAAAAAAAAGCUACCUUUCUUUCACAAAGGCAUCACUGAUCAGACACGAGAGCGGACUGAAUACACCAUCAGUCUACUGUAGUGACCAGCCGUGUUGGCUCAGUGGCUGUAUGAGGGAAGAGGGAUUUCACAAACCUCUGAGUCAUGGCUUCCCCGUGUUGCCUUGAUCCACAGCUUUCCCUGCCCUCACAAGAGCAAACAUGACGCGAGCCGCUCUGAUUGGAGAUUAAUGCACACAUUUCAAAGAGGGUGAUGAGUUUUAUGAAAUACAAAUACUGUUUACAUCCCGCAUUCAUUUCCUUUGUAAAGUGUAAAGGUAUGAAAAAAAUAACAUUUGCAGUGAUCACAGUAUUGAAGUUUCUGAAAUAAAUAAAU
Messenger RNA from Myripristis murdjan (pinecone soldierfish), 9066 nucleotides. RefSeq names its product signal-induced proliferation-associated 1 like 1 (gene sipa1l1). NCBI's taxonomy places the organism in Eukaryota, Metazoa, Chordata, Actinopteri, Holocentriformes, Holocentridae. The record is from RefSeq and is a predicted model, not a curated record. Gene Ontology annotation, cellular component: cytoplasm. Gene Ontology annotation, biological process: regulation of small GTPase mediated signal transduction. The coding region runs from base 528 to 6104 and encodes 1858 amino acids. The transcript has 26 exons. Gene Ontology annotation, molecular function: GTPase activator activity; protein binding.